Uranotaenia lowii is the source of this 5586-nucleotide messenger RNA. RefSeq names its product F-box/LRR-repeat protein 6 (gene Fbl6). The record is from RefSeq and is a predicted model, not a curated record. The transcript has 10 exons. Lineage: Eukaryota; Metazoa; Arthropoda; Insecta; Diptera; Culicidae. Gene Ontology annotation, molecular function: protein binding. Bases 1080 to 3284 code for a protein of 734 amino acids.
UUGCAAUCAAACUAUAAUUUUUCGGCAAUUUUCGGGAGUGAUUUGAUUAGGGACCGAUUCAGUUCGAUCCGGGAAAAAGUUUCGCGAUAAAGUUACAUUCGAUUAUCGAAGUUUGAUGAUAGUUUGUUCAACUAGCAGAUUUGUGUACGGUGUAAAAAUCUUCACGGUAGGUGGCUUGUUUCCAAUCGCUCUGAAGGAAAGUGCAGGAAAAGAUGUUUACAAAACUGUUACCAAGCAUUCGAAACUGGAAAUCGGUGCCAUAGUGUUUACUGCGUAUGAGAAUUACAAAUUUCGCUAAGGAAAUUGUACCAACAGUGCAAUAAAAGUGAUCAAAAGCUGGCAAAAAAAAUGUCUUGUUUACAAUUUAUGACAUUUGUUAGAAAUUGUUGCCAGUGUGUGUGUAAGAUCCACCAAAAAUAAUAGAUAAUAAAGCGAGCUGGUGUGUGUAUGGGUGGGCUUUCCACUCAAGGUGGUGUGGAUUGAUUGAAAAGUAGAAAUCUGCUGGCAGUCGUCUAUAAACAUGAUCCGUUCUGUUGACAAAAUUUCCAUGUCAAACCUGUGAGUUAUUUUCGUGCGACAUUAUAAGAGUGUUAUUGGUGGUUUACUUGUGAUUUUUGUGCCGAAAUUCGUGGGUUAAUCUUAUUAAACAAGUGCUAAUGAACGUUUUCAAAUGGUUUUUCGUCAAAACGAAAAGUUAUUAAUGGUUUUAAGUGAACACCAAUACUAACGCGCCGACAGUGCACUGGAACGUUUGAAAGGGCUACGGAAAAACGUUUGCUUGUGUUGGGUCCUAAUGUAAACACGUACAACUUAUACGCAAGCAAUUGAUACGGAAAAUAAAAACUAAAAAAUGUAGGCAUUCUUCAUUUUUGAAUAUGAACUAACACCAUGGGCUUGUGAUGUAAAAUCAAUGAAAAAUCGCAUCAAACAGUUUCGCAAUUCCUAAGAAGAUCUCCGGAGUUCACAUUCCCACAACCGCGAAGAAACAUGAGUUCAAUGAGAAGAUCGGUUGAAUCUCAGUAGUAUUCAUCACAGUUACUCAGUUUCCGAUACAAACUUUACAAAAUACUUUGAGGAAGAUGGAAACGUUAGCAGAACCCAGUAUUGUUCCGGAGCUUCGUUCGGAAGCUCUGAUACCCGAGUCGCCGGACGACGAACGCGUUCUGCACCAUCACCACAACAAUAACAACAACGAGGAAGAUGUCCUACUAAGAUCAGCCGGCCAUCCCAACAAUCUGCUCGAAGAACAAUCGCAAUCCUCCCAAGACAGUGGCAGUAUAGUGUCUCCUCAUCCGGAGUCCGGAACCACGCCCGAGGAAACAGUCGAAAACAUUGCCCUGGCAGUCAAUCACACCUACUCAGACAAUACCUGCCAAGAGACCACCGACUCGCAGCCGGAACAGGAUUUCGUUGAAAAUACCGACUCCAGCAGUAUACCGUGCGCCAUGGUUUCCGCCAAUCCCGAUGAUCCGGAAGCAAGCUCAUCCUCUUCCACGGAUCAACCGCCGGAACUGGCGGCGGGUGGGGUGCCGCAGAUGGCGCCAAAAAUUCACAUCGCCCCAAUUUCUAACGGGCGCAGCAUGGCGGUGGUUAAAUCUUCGGGUAAACCGACAACGAUGCGUGAUUUGGACAGAAAAAUGAACAAAUCGCGCGGCCGGCCGAAACGGCGAGGCAUGGUGGCCAUGUAUCAAAGUCAGAUAAGCGAUAACAAAAUCGGCAUAAAACUGUGUAUCAAGAAGGCUUCUGAUGCGAUAGUACAACAACCAAAGAGGGCCGGCCGCAAGCGGACCCGAAAACCGACCCGGAACCUUACCGAUCUGGAUGCCGAUAGCGACGACGAUGCCGGCUCGGAUACCCCGGAGAAACGGGUUCGGCGCCCGAACCGAACGCGCAAUCGCGCAACCCGUACCCGCAACACCACCACCACCAGCAAUAACAACACCGACAAGAUGGAGGAAGAAUACAAACGGCCCGAAGAUCAGAGCGUCUGGGCCGACCAGCUACCGGAGCACGUGCUGUGCAUGAUCUUCCAGCAAGUGAUACAGGAGGACGGUUGCAUACCUUCGUUGAUUCGGUUCGGCAAAGUGUGUUCGGCCUGGCGAAAAGCUUCCCUGGUGCCUUCCCUCUGGCGGACGGUAGAUCUCGGCAACUGGACCAAAGAUCGGUUUAAAACCGAGAUCAAGCUUAAAUGGUUGAUUGAGAACCGACUUCGGCAUAGUACGGAUGUUAGCUUCGGUAACUGGAAGGUAACUAAUGUUCAGUGCGUUCUGGAUAAGUUACUGGUGGCGGCCCCCAACUUGAUCAGCAUCACCCUGACAGGUUGGAAGGCACUCACUUCGGAUCAUCUGACGUUUCUUGUCCAGGAGUUCAAGAACCUCCAGAGGAUCGAUCUCAGCUCAGUCAAUGCCGAGGUCAACGCCAACAAAACAGCCGUCGGACAGGUUUCCUUAUGUAACGCGAUAGCGCUCAUGGGAGACCGUUUAACGCAUCUGUACCUGGCGCAUAAUCGACUCAGCGGCAUUCCACAAAUCAUCAAAGCUCUAUCGACACAAUGUCCCAACCUGCAGCUUCUUGAUCUGUCCAACGUUACAACCGUUGCCAUCUCUCACGGUAUACUCAACAUAGAACAGCUGCAGCACGGUUGCCAACAGUUGAAGGUACUCCGAAUAACAAACUCCCACAUCAACUUCAAUACGGCCACGUUACAGGAGCAGAUGGAAUCUCCUGGCUUCCCGUUACUGGAGGAACUAUCCGUUGCGUCCUUGGCCGAUGAGUCGCGCAUGUUCAAUGACGAGUUUUUGCAGCGGAUUCUCAAAACCAGCACCCAGCUGAAGCUGCUCGAUGUGCGGGGCUGCUCCCGGUUAACGCACGACAGUCUGAUUCGGUUACCAACCUGGGAUCUCAAGCAUCUCUUCUUGUCCGGAUGUUCUAUUACGAGGGAUACGGGGUCCGGCCUGGAGCUGAUCGCCUCCAAGUGGGCUCACAGCAUGAUCGAGUUCGACUUGGCAUGGGCCAACGCAACCAAACCGUUGGACGAAGCGUUGAAGGCCUUGGCCGAUAAAGGAUCCGAGUGCCCCUUGAAUCACCUCAAUCUCUGCGGCUCCUCGGUUUCCCCGGAAGCGGUCAAAGAGGUACUGACCCACUGUCCCCACAUCAAUUCCAUCAAUCUUUCCUCCUGCCGGGGGCUUCCUCGCGGCGUCAAACGGCUGCUGCAAGGACCGAAAGAGAUGGCCGAAUUGCGGGAAAAUAUGGGCGUAACCCUUAAGCUUCCGAAAAGCGAUUAAGGAGAGGUUUUAUUUCCCAAAAAACUGACCGCAACUUCAUCUUCCGUCGAAUUCUGGUAAGUGGAUGUUUCCACCUGGAAUCCAGCGAACGAUCACGACCGUGUCCGAUUUACUAAUACGUUCGUCUACGUAGUUAUAAAAUGUUUUUCGAUGAGAUUAUUUACGAUUUAAUAAUGUGGCAUGGUUAUGCAAAUAAGCCCAACUACGGUAGCUUUUUGUCGCAAACGAGAACUAAUGUUAGUAUCUUUUAAGAUAUAAAUACAGUUCAAGCUGAGAAAAGUGUCAAAGUACGUUUGGGUGUUUGCAUAAAAGACGAUUUUGUGAUAAUUUUACUCAGUGGACGCAGCUUGAUUAACGUUAUUUUUACUUCUCAAACCCCAUUCAAGUAGCGAUAAGUAUUUCCCCAAAAAAACCAACAGUUGCUGAAAUCCAUUUAUUUGCUACAUAACUAGUGUCUGUUGAACAGGUUUUAGUUUAAAAGAAAAGGUAUUAAAUACUAACUGAUACACAUUACUUGCAUAUAGUGCUACAGAAAAUUUUAAAAUAAUGUAAAUAAAUUGAAUGUUUUCCAUACAACCUGAGGUUAGAGUUUUGCGUCAAGAAAUUUCAUCUAACUCGGUAAUUUCGAAACCAUCAUUUUUAAACGAGGAAAUGCUGCUAAUGUAAUAUUUUGUUAGCUUUGAAAUUUUCAGUAUUUUUUUUCAAUAAAAAAAUUUCAAUCUUCUGCUAGCUCUCUAAUUUUUUUCCAAAUGCGCUAGACCUUCUCGAUUUUUUAUCAAAAAUAUGAAAUCUGAGUUCGGAAAAAAAUUUAAAAAAUGAACAGGAAAAAUUUUAGGAAGACACUCCAAAUAAUCUAAACUUCUCCAAAUCUGAUUUGUUUCCGAACUUUAAAGUUUUCUAAUUUUGAGUUCUGUUCAUUUAUCGAGAUUGGUUUAGAAACGACUUUCUCUAUACUGUGACUUUCUGAUCAAAAAAAAUCUGGUUUUAUUAGACUGAUGUUUCUUUCUAAAAUUAUUUUCAAAUCCAUAACUCCAUUAUUCGAGCAAAGUUAAAAAUGAAUCAUCGUGCUUCUAAAUUUAUGUGAUCCCAUCCUCUUGACGUUAAGUAAAUUCGUUCGAUUAUUAAGCUAACUAAGUAAGGACCCCUGCAUAUUAUUGUACAUUGUUACGAUUCCGUAUUUAAGCUGGAUUUCUAUACACAAAAUGUAGUCGGUAAGAUCUUAAAAUAACAGUGUAGAUUAGAAAAAAAACUUUAUAUGCGGUAGUUUGUAAAAACUAAAGGCGGUCAUAUUUUAUUUAGUUUUACUUUAACAGCUAAGGUAAUCAAGUACUAGUAAAGAUGAGAAAAAAUAAAACUUUUAAAAAUGAAACACUUGUUGCAAUAAUUUUGUCGCUCUAAGCUUAAGGUUUCUCUCCCGGGGGACAGCAUUACAAAGAUGCGUCUUAAAAAACAUUUCGCAGCUGCAGGCUGUAGAAAAUAAAAGAAAACAUUUAAAAAAUAGGUUUUCAAUAGAUUAAAACACACGCGACUCACGCUACAACUUACAAACAAAAAUACAAAAAUCAAACCACAAAAAGGAGCGUUGUAUACAAACUAAACUAUCGAAAAGCCAGAUUUUGAGAUUCAAUUUACCACUAGUUGAGUUUCGGAAAGAAAACAAGUUCAACAUACACACCCUCACAUGCACAACUUACACUCUAAAAAUAAACGGUAGCAAAAAUGGUUCGAAUACACCGACACACGUAGCAGCUAAUGUUAAAACACACAGAAAAUUGAAAACCAUUUCCCGGAGAAAUCAAGAUUAAACUUGAAGAAAAGAAAAUCACACAAACACAUUCAAAUUGUAAUAAAAUAAAUCAAAUAAAUGAGUUGAUUAGACUAGAAAUAGUGAUCGAUUCUAUUGUAGUAGAGAACUAUAAUUUAUUAUACAGAACAAAGGAAACCUUCCCCAUUUUUGCAAUGGGAAAAAUCAAAACCCUAGCAUUCAUUAAGGUCAAACACAGAAAACAAAAAAUGAAUAAAACGAAAACUCCACCCGCGUUUGGUUUGAAGUUGUCGACGAAAAGACGUACAAAAUUUUUGCCACUUUCGGUUGCUUUUAGAGUCUAUUACGGUUUAAGAGAAGAAAAAAAAUUGAGGAACAACAAACAAAAUUGAGCGAAACAUACAAACAAAAAUUUAGCAAACAAAUAAAAGAAACAAAAAAUGAAAAACAAGCAAACAAAAACAAAACACAAGCGGAGUAAAAACUGUACAUUUUUAUUGAAAACAACAAAGUCGUUUUGUUUAUGAUCAUUAUAAA